AGACUGUAUUGCGCUCGUGUCGUUUUGACAGUUGGUGGAAGUGAGGAGUAAGAGUCUGUGGGGCUCAAUAAACAGUAUUAGGAUCGUCUUGUUCAAAAUUCUCAUCAAUAUUUUCAAAAGGCCUGAAAACACUCUAUACGUGUGUUUCUGGACUGUCAUUUUCAUCUUGUGCGUUUUCCGGCCGUUCGGAGCCGAAUAAAUACGGUAUUCCGAUUGGCUCAUCCGGCUGUCCAUUAAGACAUUGCUAUUGUGGAGGUGCCGGUGUUGGACUGGGGAGGACAAGGUAUGACAACUUGGAGUUAAUGCUAUGGCGUGAUGAUGGAAGAAGAAACUAGUGACACCGAUUUAAAUAACGAUUCACUUGAGCUGCCAGUUUUCAGCUUUACUGGCCUUCGAAGCCACACAGCCUGUGAUGGUGCAUUUGGUUUCAAGCACAGAACUCCAGAACAUUCAAACUCGGUUGUUAUAGAAGGUUCAGACUCUGAAAAUUAUGACCCUCCACUGGCCAAAACUAGUUGUUCUCAGACAAAUCUCAGGCAUUCUGUUAAACGCUUGCCUAAUGAAGUAGUAACAAUUGCAAGUAGUGAGAGUGAUGGUGAUGAGGAUCUUGUUAUCCCUCUAGCAGAGAGACUGAAAAGAAAGCUCACUAAAAACCAAAAUGUGGAGAAGUUUGACUACUCAGUUUCUAAAUCUAGUCAAGAAAAUUCCAAACCUAACUCUUUACUCAAGGCAUCAAUUCCCAGUACCUGUCAAAUUAACCGAGAUGAUUCUGAAAUUAAGGAGACUGAAGUUGCUCGGCACAGUAAAGGCCAAGACGCAGAACCUGUGUUUGUUAGACGGAAAGCUUUUCAUUCACACUCUACAUGGGACAUUUCAGACUCGGAUGAGGGAGAUGAAGCUUGUAAGUGGCAAACAACAACUUCACAUAUUCCAGAUUUAAAUUCAGCUCAACUGCAUGGUAGGAAUGCAUGUUCCUCUACAAAAGCAGCAUCAAAUUCAUUCCAACCACACACAAAACUAAAAAGGAAUGUAGUAGAAAUAGAAAAUGCUCGAUCAGAGGCACUAAGAAAGCAGCAAGAAAGAGAGCAACGGAAAGCAGAGAAAGAAAAUAUUCAGCGGCAAAAAGAAGAGGAAAGAGUGAUGAGAAAGGAGUUAGCCAACAUUGAGAAAAUGUUCAGGCCAGGGGAAUGUCUGAAACACAUGCUAGUCUCCAUUGAUCCAGGGCUGCUUCAGGUAGAUGGUGGUGGACAACUGCUGAGCACUCUACAGACCAUGGAGGUUAAGUGUGUGAUAGAAAAUCAGACUAUUCCCCACAGUAUGACCUGGAAGAGAAGACAGGCUUGUAUUGCAGGGCAGCUGAUGAAUGAAAAGACCGACUGGGUGGAGGAGCUUCACGUUUUGAUCUAUAUUCCACUAGAGGAGUUCGUAUCUAUGGUUUACAACUCUAAACAGGAGGUACAAGGUGCUUCUACUGAAGGCCAUACAACAUUACAGAGCUUUGCUCAUGAUAUUCUUCAGAAAAGUGCAAGUAGGAUUCCAUGUUUUGUUGUUGUGGAGUUGGAAAGAUAUUUCAGGCCACAGAAGAAGCAAAGGUCACAGAAGAAGCACCAGCAUACAGUGCCAAAUGAAGAACAAGACAAACAGAGAAAGGCAAAGGGCUGUGACCAUCAUCUGCCUUUAAUAUCACGAGCAGAUGUAGAAUUAGCCCUAGUGCACUUGCAGCUGUCUGUCGGCACUCAGUUCCAAUUAUUGGAGACUUGGAAGGAGUUUGCAGAUUAUAUCAGCAUGUUCACCAAAGCUGUAGCCGAGGCCCCUUUCAAGAAAGCUCGGGAGAACAACGGAUUAUCUGUGUACUUGGCGAAUGAUGGUUCCAGAGGGGUAAAAGUGGAUUGUUCAGUGAAUGGUCUCCUGUGUGUUUGGAAGAAACAGAUCCAGCAAUUAAACAGAGUUAGCUCUGAGAUGGCAAAUGCUAUUGUGUCAGUCUAUCAGUCACCAUGGUCACUUAAACAGGCAUAUCGAAUGUGCAGUUCGGAGCGAGAGAAGGAGAAUCUGCUUGCUAAUAUUCCCGUUCGACGUGGAGAAGGAACAACAUCAACAACGCGAAGGAUUGGGCCUGAGCUCUCAAAACGAAUCUAUUUGUUGAUGACUUCAAUGGAAUCUGAAACUUUUCUUGAAUAACAGUGACAAAUCGCCAGCGCCUGUUGCAGAAGUGUCUGAAACCAUUUAGCUUUUUGAUUCCUUUCCAUGGAAUGUUGUCAUCAUCAAAUGGCAGGCCAAAGGUCUUAAGAGAUUUUUAGUUUCACACUAGGAGGGUUGUAUAGAAAUCAGUUACCACAUUUUAAGUUAUUACCAUAGCUGUAGUAGUCUCAGUACACUAACGGCUGAUGUACAAUUCUUCAUUGGUUUAGUUUUAUUGGAGAAUUGUAGUUCUCCUACACUAUGUUUUGAGUUAUGAAAACAUUUACCUCCAUCACUCUCAAUCAGCACGUGGACUGGUUAAUAAGACUUGCUUUUUUUUUGUUAUUUUUGCUACUUGUUCCUUGAUGAGAAGGCAGGUGAAGCAUUUCCUUCUUGGGGUCCUCACCAAGGCUGCCACAAAACUAGGCAAUGGGAGAGAUAGAACAGUGCACUUCCUCACUUUUGGGGCCUCACAUUAAAUUCUGUGCUCACCUGAGCUGCUUGAACUCCUGAAAAAUGGCUGGUUCUUCGACCUAGCUCAUGGGUUAGUCCAUGUCCAUGUCCAGGGUAUUCACUCACUGCCCUUGCAUCUUAUGAGUGCUAUGUUCCCAGUGAAAGACACUGCAGGCAUUUACCAGGGAUAUGAAACCACUUGUCAUCUGCUUGAUCUUAUGCUGCUCAGAUUCACCAUCUACGUGAAGCUGAAAAUUACUGGUACUCUCGUCAGUCCUUGAGAGGACGUGAUGCUACCUGCCACUGCUUCUGCUGUCUCCUCUUGUUACGUAUCUGUGAAAUGCUGACCAGAUUGUUGUACAAGUAGAAUAGAUGGCACAGAAUGUAUCAGUGUUAGCGGAGGAAGUGCAAGAUGAAUAAAAUGCUGUAGUGGCUGCCUGAUGGAGUUGCAUCCGA
Rhincodon typus (whale shark) is the source of this 3087-nucleotide messenger RNA. It is a transcript of the gene eme1, whose product is annotated as essential meiotic structure-specific endonuclease 1. The coding region runs from base 316 to 2178 and encodes 620 amino acids. Gene Ontology annotation, biological process: double-strand break repair; mitotic intra-S DNA damage checkpoint signaling; replication fork processing. Gene Ontology annotation, molecular function: nuclease activity; DNA binding. Gene Ontology annotation, cellular component: nucleus; Holliday junction resolvase complex. Lineage: Eukaryota; Metazoa; Chordata; Chondrichthyes; Orectolobiformes; Rhincodontidae. The transcript is spliced from 9 exons. The record is from RefSeq and is a predicted model, not a curated record.